UUUGAUUUUGAUUUAGAAUUUUUGAAUCGUUAGAAAUGGUUCGAAGAACAUCAAGUUAAUCAGAUUAAUAAUUAUCUUUCAAAUUCGAUUAAAAUAAGUAUUCAUAUUUUUUUUUAUUUGUGCCAAUAGCCAAAAUACCCAGUCUAAUAAUUGUAUGAUGUACAAUUAUAUACCAUACUUCAAACCUAACCUAUAAAAGUUUUCAAAUAAUAAUUAUACUUCGAUCUUUAACAUUCAUAUCCUUUUAACUGUUGAACAAUGAGAUAUGCGCAACUUGUAGUUGGGCCUGCUGGCAGUGGUAAGUCCACAUACUGCUCAACAUUGGUAAAACACGCCACAGACACAAAGCGUAUUAUAGAAGUUGUGAACUUUGACCCAGCCGCCGAACACUUUGAUUAUGAACCGUUGGUAGACAUCAGAGAGCUGAUACAUUUGGACGAUGCUAUGGAAGAUGAAGAUCUACAGUUUGGACCUAAUGGAGGACUUGUGUUUUGCUUGGAAACUUUACUAGAAAACUGUGAUUGGCUAGAAGAGCAGCUAGGUGACGUAGACGACGACUACAUCCUGUUUGACUGUCCAGGUCAGAUAGAGCUGUACACACACUUACCGGUCAUCAGAAAACUUGUGGACACACUCGAAAAAUGGAACUUCAGGAUAUGUGUUGUCUUCAUGAUUGAUUCACAAUUCAUGGUGGAUGGAGCAAAGUUUCUAUCGGGAACAAUGGCUGCCCUUAGUGUGAUGGUAAACUUAGAACUGCCACAUGUUAACAUUUUAACCAAAAUGGAUUUACUUAGUAAAUCAGCACGAAAACAGAUUGACAAUUAUCUAGAUCCAGAUCCCCACAUUUUACUGGCGGACAUGAGAAAUUCUAAUUCAAAAUGGCAUGAGAAAUAUGCUAAACUAACUGAAUCGAUUGGAGAAAUCAUAGAGAACUUUAGUUUAGUUAGAUUCUAUCCACUCAACAUCAAGGAUGAAGAGAGCAUAGACAAUAUACUGCUGACAAUAGACAAUAUCAUCCAAUAUGGUGAGGAUGCUGAUGUUAAAAUAAGAGAUUUUGAAGAACCAGAACCAGAUGAUAUUGAUGAGAAUGAUAUAUAAUAAUAAUAAUAAAUAUUUUCUUUACAA
Messenger RNA from Bicyclus anynana (squinting bush brown), 1125 nucleotides. RefSeq names its product GPN-loop GTPase 3. Bases 259 to 1098 code for a protein of 279 amino acids. Gene Ontology annotation, molecular function: GTPase activity. Lineage: Eukaryota; Metazoa; Arthropoda; Insecta; Lepidoptera; Nymphalidae. The record is from RefSeq and is a predicted model, not a curated record. The transcript has 5 exons.